Pistacia vera is the source of this 2362-nucleotide messenger RNA. RefSeq names its product protein kinase and PP2C-like domain-containing protein. Gene Ontology annotation, cellular component: nucleus; cytosol. Lineage: Eukaryota; Viridiplantae; Streptophyta; Magnoliopsida; Sapindales; Anacardiaceae. The record is from RefSeq and is a predicted model, not a curated record. Gene Ontology annotation, biological process: protein dephosphorylation; protein phosphorylation. Gene Ontology annotation, molecular function: protein kinase activity; protein serine/threonine phosphatase activity; ATP binding.
UUCUCUUUUGACUUAUUUCUCAGCUCCCAUUCUUCUCAACUCUCAAAAUAUUUUUGGGUCAUUUUUUUAAAUGCAAACUUGAUUUACAGUUAUUUUCAAUUUCAAAUAGCAAGAAAUGGGGCUGGAGAUCUUGGACCCAAACACUUGCAUAAGAGGAUGCUGUAGCAGCAUUUCAAUCCCUCUUCAUCUUCCUCCUUCUUCCUACACUCUCCUCUCCCCAAUUGCCAGAGGAGCGGAGAGUGUUGUGUACGAAGCUGCUUUGGAUGGAAGAAAAGUUGCUGUCAAGAAACCAAUUUUAUCUACUUCUGAAGACUUAGACAAGUUCCAUAAGGAGUUGCAACUCUUAUGCAAGUUGGAUCAUCCGGGAUUGGCCAAAAUGGUGGCGGCGCACGCAAAGCCGCCCAAUUAUAUGUUUUUCUUUGAGUUCUACGAGUCUCGCAAUCUUUCAGAGAAAUUGCACGUGGAGGAGUGGAGUCCGAGUGUUGAUCAGGUGCUCAUGAUUGCAGUUCAGUUAGCAAAGGCUUUGCAAUAUCUGCAUGAUCUCGGAUUGUAACAGGGAUGUAAACCAGCAAAUGUUCUUCUUGACAGAAACCUUUGUCCACACCUGGCAGACUUGGUUGCAGAGUACCAGAGAAAUCUUAAAGCAGUUUCUAUUGAGAAUUGGAGAUCAUCUGGAAAGCCAACUGGUGGUUUCCAUAAAAAAUAUGGUUGGCACACUCAUUUAUAUGCACCUGAGAUAUUGAAGAAGGAGGUUCACACUGAAAAGUCAUGUCACAGCUUUGGAAUCUUGAUCAAUGAGCUUCUUACUGGUGUCGUCCCAUAUACCGAUCUUCGUGCAGAGGCUCAGGCCCACACUGUUCUGGAGAUGAACUAUACGGAGCAGCAACUUACUGCUGCUGUGGUUUCUGAGGGACUGCGACCUGUUCUUGCUGGUCUUGAGUGGGAUGUGCCUGCAAGUUUACUGUCAUUGAUACAAAGUUGUUGGGAUUCAAACCCUCAAAACAGACCUUAUUUUUCUGAUAUAGUUAAAGAACUUGAUCUAGUUUUGGAACAUAGAAAAAGUCUGAUGGAAGAAGAUCUGAUCACCGGCAAAACCUCUGUUUCUUAUGAUGAUAAGCUCAUGAAUGGUAUUGAUAGUGUGCCAACUUAUCAGGAGAGUAUUAACUGGUCUGUUCAAGGAGAAAAUUCCUCCAAGAGGGUUUCUCAUGCAGCUGAUUCUGAUACGAGAAUUUGGCUUGAAUCUGCAAAUGAUGCUUUGACUUACUUUCCUGUACUUUCUUGGGGGUCCUUUGCUACAUGUGGCAGAAGGGAGACUAUGGAGGAUACACACUUUCUCAUCCCCCGAAUGUGCAAAGAAAAGGACAUCCAUGUUUUUGGCAUCUUUGAUGGUCAUAGAGGCUCAGCAGCUGCUGAGUUUUCAGUUCGAGCUUUACCAGGAUUUUUGCAAAAUUUAGGUUCCACAAACAGCCCUGCUGAAGCCUUGCUGGAAGCAUUUGUUAGAACAGAUGUUGUGUUUAGAAAUGAACUCGAUUCUUGUCGUAAAUCCAAGAGAGUUGUUCAAAAAGAGUGGCAUCCUGGUUGUACUGCUGUUGCUGCUCUAAUAGUCAGAAACAGGCUUUUUAUUGCUAAUGCUGGUGACUGCAGGGCAAUUUUAUGUCGGAGUGGCCAUGCUCUUGCUUUAAGUAGGGAUCAUGUUGCAAGCUGUCUUGAGGAGAGGGAACGUGUUGUUAGUGCAGGUGGACAUGUUAAAUGGCAAGUUGAUACUUGGAGAGUUGGUCCUGCUGCACUCCAGGUCACUCGCUCUAUUGGUGAUGAUGAUCUGAAACCUGCUGUGACUGCUGAACCCGAGAUAACUGAAACUAUAUUGUCACCUGAGGAUGAAUUUCUGGUAAUGGCUAGCGAUGGGCUCUGGGAUGUUUUGAGCAAUGCAGAGGUUGUGAGCAUAAUCAGGGACACAGUUAAAGAGGCAGGAAUGUGCUCCAAGAGAUUGGCAACAGAAGCUGCGGAACGCGGCAGCAAAGACAACAUCACAGUCAUUGUUGUCUUCCUGAAGCCGGUAUCUACUGCUGAGAGAGUAUACUAAGUCAGAGUUACAUUGUUUCCACCUCUUAAUGCAAGUUUUCUGAGUAUUCAACUGAUGGGAAUGAGGGCCCUAAAUGUCAAGGGUAUGUAUAUUUUUUCUCUUUGCUUUAUUUAGUGAUUAGUAUAUUGUUUAUAUGUGUUGACUUCCUGCAUUUUGGGAAGAUUUGAACUUGUAAAUCUUAUUUGUUUCCAUUGAUUGAACAUGAAAAUAACUUCUUCCCAUUCUUUAUUAAUACUAUAUUACUCUUCAGAUAUUCAAUUGUUAAGAUGUUAACUACAA